Messenger RNA from Harpia harpyja (harpy eagle), 1268 nucleotides. It is a transcript of the gene EIF2B1, whose product is annotated as eukaryotic translation initiation factor 2B subunit alpha. The record is from RefSeq and is a predicted model, not a curated record. The transcript is spliced from 9 exons. Gene Ontology annotation, molecular function: translation initiation factor activity; guanyl-nucleotide exchange factor activity. Gene Ontology annotation, cellular component: eukaryotic translation initiation factor 2B complex. Bases 1 to 1029 code for a protein of 342 amino acids. NCBI's taxonomy places the organism in Eukaryota, Metazoa, Chordata, Aves, Accipitriformes, Accipitridae. Gene Ontology annotation, biological process: translational initiation.
AUGACGCCACGGCACGGCGCUACGUCAUCCAGACGGGUCCCGUCGCUCGGACGGCGCCACGCCCAGGCGAGGCGGGCGGUGUGGCGGCCGGGCGGGGAGGGGAGCGGAGCGGCCGCUGCCAUGAGCACGGACGACCUGAUUGAGACCUUCAGGGCGCAGCUGAGGGACGACCCCGACGUCGCCUCGGCUGUGGUCGCCAUCCGCGUGCUGCUGGGCUUCCUCAAGCAGGACCGAGGGGAGACCAUCCAGGGCCUGAGGAGCAGCCUGCUGGCCGCCAUCGACACCCUGUCUCGGGUGGACUCCUCGGUGGCCGUCUCCUCCGGCGGGGAGCUCUUCCUGCGCUUCAUCAGCCUCACUUCCCUGGAGUACUCGGACUACUCCAAGUGCAAAGAAAUCAUGAUAGAGCGUGGGGAGAUCUUCCUGAGGAAAGUCUCUCUCUCGAGGAACAAAAUCGCCAAGCUGUGUCAUCCUUUCAUCAGAGACGGUGCUCAAAUAUUGACACAUGCCUACUCAAGAGUGGUCCUCAGAGUGUUAGAAGCAGCUGUUGAGUCAAAGAAGCGAUUCAGUGUUUAUGUUACUGAAUCACAGCCAGAUCAAGCAGGGCAAAAAAUGGCAAAAGCUCUGAGGAAGCUGAACAUUCCUGUGACUGUGAUUCUGGAUGCUGCAGUUGGCUACAUUAUGGAGAAAGUGGACCUGGUGUUAGUUGGUGCUGAAGGUGUAGUUGAAAGUGGAGGCAUUAUUAACAAGAUUGGCACUAAUCAAAUUGCUGUGUGUGCCAAAGCUCAGAAUAAGCCAUUUUAUGUGGUAGCAGAAAGUUUCAAGUUUGUAAGACUUUUCCCUCUAAAUCAGCAGGAUGUCCCAGAUAAGUUUAAGUACAAAGCAGACACUCUGAAAACAAGUCAGAAUCUAACAGAGGAGCACCCCUGGAUUGACUACACAUCACCAUCACUAAUUACAUUACUGUUUACAGACCUCGGUGUGUUAACUCCAUCAGCUGUCAGUGAUGAACUUAUUAAACUCUAUCUGUAACAGAGGACUUUGUACAGGAUGUAUCAUCUUCCAAGUUCUUACAACUGUGAUAGUCACCGAAGAAGAUGAUACAAGUUAUAUGGACACGGUAAAGAAACAACAUUGUAAGGAUUAAUGUAAUUAUCAGCCUUCUUGAGUUUUUAAAGCAAACUUACAUGUGGAUGGACCACUAUUAAAAAAAAAAUAUCCAUAAGUUACUACAGCUUCUAAAGACCUGAAAUAAAUUAUUUUAAAGAUGG